This is a messenger RNA of Toxotes jaculatrix (banded archerfish), 4392 nucleotides long. It is a transcript of the gene stat6, whose product is annotated as signal transducer and activator of transcription 6, interleukin-4 induced. Gene Ontology annotation, molecular function: DNA-binding transcription factor activity, RNA polymerase II-specific; RNA polymerase II cis-regulatory region sequence-specific DNA binding. Bases 330 to 2711 code for a protein of 793 amino acids. The transcript has 21 exons. Gene Ontology annotation, biological process: cell surface receptor signaling pathway via JAK-STAT; cytokine-mediated signaling pathway; defense response. The record is from RefSeq and is a predicted model, not a curated record. NCBI's taxonomy places the organism in Eukaryota, Metazoa, Chordata, Actinopteri, Toxotidae.
GGAAAUAAAGCGCGCUCCUCCGUUUAGUGGCACAUCGUGCGUAACAGGGAAGUGAGCCUAACCUACUUUCUGCGUUGUUAAAAGUUGUCCGUGCCCCGUGUCAACCGCUCGGCGAUCAAAACUUAAUUUGUCUUCGGUUAAAACGGCUGUAGUGUGUCCAGCUUUUAUGGGUCAACGUCGGCGUUGAACUGGGUGAUGAUGGGACGAAAUGUUCAGUAGGAUAUUCGGACAGGCGGAGUACUUAUGAGACAGAAGAGGAGGAAGAGGCGACGGACCAUAGCACAUUUCAAUGUUUUGAAAUCUCCAUUUCACUAAAGCCCUGCUUGAUCAUGGCCCAGUGGCUACACAUGUCCCAGCUGAUCCAGUGCCUGUCUGAUGACACUGUCAACAACCUCUAUCCCCCAUCCGCCUUCCCCAUUGAAGUCAGACAUUUUUUAGCUGAAUGGAUUGAGAACCAAAGAUGGGAUGACUUUGUGCUGGAGAAGGUGGAGCAGGAGAGCCAGGCUCGAGCUCUGUUGGACCAGAUCAUCAGCAUGCUGCAGUCGAUUGCUCAGCAGAAUGCCAAUGUGGUGGACAGGAUGAAGCUGAUGCAGAUCAGCAGGAACAUGAUUGUGUUCCAACAGCAGCCUCUGCAGUUUGGAGUGAUGGUCAAGGACAUCCUCAGGAAGGAGAGGGUUCUGCUCAGCACAAUAUCAUUACAGAUACAUAGACCCACAGGAGAGAGGCAUAACUAUGUCGCAAGCAAAAGUCUUACACCAAAGGACUAUAACAUCGGUUUACCUAAACAAAUGGUGCCUGCUCAGAUCCCCAACCCUCCACAGUACCAACAGUACGCAAGCAGAGAGACAUCCUUUCCCAACAUGCAGGAUGUUGACCACCUAGUUCUGAAGGUACUGGAGGUCCAGGACAUCCGACAAAAGAUACACCAGCUGCAAGAAGAUCUCAACUGGGAGAGACAAAACUAUGAGGGUUUACAAGGGCCUAUCCAACAGAACGGACUGGAUCCCGCAAAGUCAGAAAUCCAGAAACUCCAGAACCACAUCCAGCAGCUGGAGUAUAAUGUGAAAGCAAUGGCCACGAAGCGUUUCCAGCUGCUCCAGGAGUGUGUGGACUGUCUGGACCAGUGUCAGACCCGACUGAUCAGCAGACUGAAGGCGUGGAGGUGGGAGCAGCACAAGGCCACCAUCGGACAUCCCUUUGACGAAAACCUCAACCCUCUGCAAACUUGGUGUGAGCAGCUGCUCGGGGUGAAUGGGAAGCUGAGGCAGGAAUUGAUGCUGAUAGUGGAACCGAUGCCAGAGCUCCAGGAAAGGCUGGGGCAACUUCUGCAGGUUCUGAUUCAAAGCUCUCUUGUAGUGGACAAGCAGCCCCCUCAGGUCAUUAAGACUCAGUCAAAGUUCUCCACCACUGUGCGAUAUCUGCUGGGGGAGAAAGUAGCUCCCGGGAAGCCUGUGGUGCUGAAGGCACAAAUCAUUAAUGAACUGCAGGCCAGGAACCUGGGUAGUGUACCUGGUGAUAAUGUUGGUGAACUGAUCAACAAUACAGCCAUCCUAGAACACAACACAGCAAGCAAGAGCACAUGCGCCACCUUUAGGAAUAUGUCCAUCAAGAAGAUCAAGAGAGCGGACAGAAAGGGAUCAGAGUCUGUGACAGAGGAGAAAUUUGCCCUCCUGUUCUCCACAGAGAUCACCAUCACAGGCUGUGACACUCCCUACAGGAUACAGACGAUCUCACUCCCGGUUGUUGUCAUUGUCCACGGAAGUCAAGACAACAACGCUCUGGCUACCAUCAUCUGGGACUGUGCUUUUUCUGAACCAGACAGAGUACCAUUCGUGGUGCCGGAGCGUGUGCCCUGGAGGAUGAUGUGCAGCACUCUCAACAGUAAAUUCACUGCCGAGGUCCAGACGCAGCACAAUCUGGACCACUACAACCAGCACUUCUUGGCCCAGAAGAUAUUUGACAAGCCAGACUUUGCCGACGACUUCAGCAAUAUGAUGGUCUCCUGGGCCCAGUUUAAUAAGGAGGUUCUCCCGGGUCGACCAUUCACUUUCUGGCAGUGGUUUGAGGGAGUAAUGGACCUGACCAAGAAGCACCUGAAAACCUACUGGAGCGAAGGGCUGAUAUUUGGUUUCAUUGGGAAGCAGCAUCUACACCUGAUUCUCAAAGACAGACCCAACGGGACGUUCUUGCUUCGCUUUAGUGACUCUGAGAUUGGAGGCAUCACCAUUGCUUAUGUGUCUGCUACAGAGAAUGGGGGCCAGAAAAUCCAGAAUAUCCAGCCCUUCACCAAGCGAGACCUUGAGAUCCGUAGCCUUGGUGAUCGCAUCCGUGACAUCAAUCACAUAACAUUCCUGUAUCCUGACUUUCCUAAACAUGACGUUUUCAAAAAAUUCUACUCAGAGCCUCAAGCGUCACCCAUCGGAGGUUACAUCCCUGUGUCACUGCAUACUAAAGUCGGACCGGAAGCUGGCUCAGCCACACCCCCACCUGCCAUCAUGACACCUAUGGCUGAGAACCCUCACAGUUCUGGUACCUUCCCCGUGCAUCAGUUCCCGCAGCCCUUCAGCCCAGCAGAGACAAUCCCUCAAGAGAUAAUGGAAAGUGCAACUAGUCCUGAUGUGGAGUUCAGCCCUACCCCUCCUGUUUCCUAUGCCCAAAGUAACAAUAUGGAGCUAGAUUUGGACAGUCUUCUCCAGACUCUGAAUAAUUAGGAAGAUUUCCUGUUUUUGGAGUGCAAAGCUGACAUCAAACACAGACCAGAGUCACCCGUCUGACUGUCACAGGAGGGAAAUGUGGCAUUUUUUCUUCAGACAUUCUUCCUUCACUUCCACCUUCCAUCUACAGCUUCAUCUGCCUUUGAGUAAAAACUUUUUUGAGACAAAUUUGAUUUCUCUGGGACUCAAAGUGUUGAGUUGAGCUGGUGAAAGCAGAAGGGCAAGUAAAACUUUUCUUUUUUUAAUUUUAAUUUUCUCUGUCUUCCCUGGUGGAGGGUUUGUUGAUGCUGAUUUCUUUGUUUGGUUUGCUUGGAAAAUGAGAGGUUUACUGUAUAGUUUAAAAUGCUUUUCCAGCCAUGACCAAACACAUGUGAUAGCAGACAACGUGAUACUUUGAAAUGGAAAGGUAAAGGUAACAGGACAUCACCAAUCAGUGGACAGUGAGAUAGUGGAUAGUAGAGAUUUUUUUUGGCUAUAGAAGAUAUCGCAUAUUGUUCUUUGUGCUUGUUGCUUUUCUUUUCUUUUUUUGUUUUGGUCAUGCUAAGGCAAGCAUAUUUGAAUGGCAGUUCCCUAUUGUAUAUAACUCUUCCUUGUGAUUGAAAAGCCUCAGCUAUGGUAGGCUACACACUCCAUCUUGCAGUAAUGCACAUUAUACAUGGUUAAUUCUUCAUAGCACAGCUAUGAGUCAGUCAGUGUUUGUGACUCUAACCUGUUCUGUGGAAUAGUGUUCUAAUAGUAGGAUUAGAACAUAAAAAGAACAAUAAGCUUUUCCAUCACUGUUAAGUGUGAAACUAUAUCACAUUGGACAUUUACAAUAGAAGUGGUGAUAAUAAUGGUGGCGGGCAGUGCUUAUAUUAUAUUUUAGAUAUAUCGGUAAGUAUGUUUCAGCUGCCAGUAAUUGAGCAUAAAUGUUAGAUUGCAUGCUUUAGAUUUUUUUUAUUUAGAUACCCUAAUGCACGAAAAAAAAUGCUCUGUCUGUGAUGCAGUCUUAUGUCUUAGUCUUAUGUCUCUAUAUGUCUUCAGUCUUUGGAUUGAUAGAACUGAUUAAAACAGCGAAAGUAAAUGAUCAGAAGAAUAUUUCCAAACCAUCAUUCCUUUUUUAUUCUUAGAUGGAACCUUUCAAAUUAGAUGUUAUUCUAUGUAACUAAAUGAGGGUAAUUUUGUGUAACCUGUCAAUGUGCCAUGUCAUUGUUUUGUGUUGUUAGAGCUGUGUACUUUUAAAAAUGAAAAUAACUGUUAGGCAUUUUGUACAAAAUGAAAAGUAAAGACAUAAUUAGCUCCGCAGUUAAUUGGACACGUUAAACGUCACAGGGUGAAGAACAAUAUUAUUCUGACAGGGGAUGCAUUACCUUUGCAUCGUGGGAGCUCCAAAUUUAAUUUUUCUCUGAUCUUAGCAGCUUUUAUUCACAUCUUAAUGUAUAUUAAAACCAGUCUUCUCCAUAAACUAACUUUUGGAUUUUUAAGAAGCUUUGCACUACUUACCAUCACUGUCAAUGCUGUGCAUGUAAUAAUAUAAUAUAAUAUUGUGUUGGAAGAAACAUGUAGCAUGUAUGUUUGCCGGAUGAUAACCUGUUAUAUCAUGUGGAGUGACUUUGCGGUAAAUCAUCCCCUUGCAAAUACUACAGUCCAUAUAAUCGUACAACUAUGGUGACCAGUAAAAUCUCAGUUUUUCUCAAAA